UACUCCAAAUGUUCUCUGGAAAAUGGGUAGUUUCCCUCAUCCACGGCCCUCCAUUGCUAAACAAAGAUAUGGGAAUUGGGAAGAUGAGCAAAACUUCCAUUUGCUCUACCUUCUCCCUUUUCGGCAAACCCAUAUGACAGUAGCAACGCAAAAUAGUGUAGAGAAAAUCUUACAGAAAGUUCAAGGGCGGAGAGGGUGGGUGAGGGAAGGUAGGCUAUUAUUUUCAGCUUUUUACCAUCCUCUUGUACCCUUAUUCAACCUCCCAUCAUGAUUUUUUUAUCUGGGGUAGUCGUUGAUAUACCUUGAUUUGAUCUGUUUCUGGAUUUAUCUUCGUGUUUAAUUCCAUCGAAGAAAUAAUGGAUGAUCCGAUACGUAUGGACUGCCCCAGUGGGGAAUUAUUCAAUCCGGUUCUUACAAUGGGCACCCAGGUUCAUGCCUUCUUGUGAUCUCCCACUUUUUUCAGCUUUUGCUCAAGCCCUUAGGCCAACCAGGACCCGUCGCUCAAAUUCUUGUAUGGAUAGCCAGGACCCGCAACUUUUCUGCAUUAUUGCUGGAGGAAGCAGCUUUGUAUGUACAAUCUUUGCCGUAGCUGUUACCUCAUUUAUAUACGAACAGACUGAAGCACAUGGUUCUACAGUCAUGAUGGCCUUAACGGUAGCCGUGAUUUUGGCUAACACAGCAUCUCCUAUUGUGGUUCGUUUGGCAGCUGAACUCAAGUUUGUGAGUUCAGAUAUUGGGCGGCUGGCUGUAUCUUCCUCAUUGAUUGGUGAUGUCUGUGCUGUAUUUUUAUUUAUUAUAAUUUCAAGAAACAAACAUAAAUACGACUUCUUCCUAUGGAUUAUGCUGGGCAUUGUCUACUUCCUUAUUGUUGUAGCAGUAAUAGUUCUCAACAUGUACGUUGCAAAUUGGCUGAACCAGAGGAAUAGAAAUCAGAAAUAUCUCAAAAAUAUUGAAUUCUUUGGUCUUCUGGCAAUUGUUAUUGUUGCUGCUACAACACUUGAAACUAUGGGUUUCAGCAGCAUAAUAGCUUGUCUAAUCAUUGGAUCAAUGUUUCCUAGAGGCGGCGAAGCUGCUUGGACGCUCAUGAUCAAACUCUCAUACUCACUUCACAACUUCAUACUCCCAAUCUACUUUGGCUACUCUGGAUUCAGGGCAGAUGUUACUUUUAUAAACAGUUUCCUUAACUUUGCCAUUGUUUUCAUAGUUAUCUUGUCGAGCAUUGGUGGAAAAAUUACUGGAACACUUCCUGCUUGUGUUCACCUAAAAAUUCCACUAAAUGAAGGGGUUCUUCUUGCUUUCUUAAUGAAUUUGAAGGGCCAUGUUGACUUGCUUACUUUGACCAUUGGCUUAGAGAAUAAGGUCAUGUCCAGCAACACAUUCUAUAAUUUGAUGAUGGCAGCGGUGGUAAUCCAUUCUUUGAUUUGGGGGCCUUUAAUAGCUUACAUAAAGAAAAAGUUAUAUCGACUGAUUGCAGCAUCAAAGGGGUCUAAAAAUGUAUAUGUAAGUCCAUAUUUAAUGCACCUUAUUGAGCUCCCUGAGAAAAGCAAAACAAAUUUAAUGUAUAAUAAAAAAGAAGAAGACGCGAUUAGUGAUGAUGAUGACUAUGGCGGUAAUGAUGUCGUGGAAAUCAAUGAGGCAGUGGAUAUCUUCCGUGCUGAGAGCGGAGUGAUGAUUCAUCAAGUCAAAGUUGUUUCUUCCUAUGCAACCAUGUAUGCGGAUGUAUGCGACUAUGCUAACGAGAUAAGAGCUUCUAUUAUUAUCCUCCCUUUCCACAAACACCAGAGAAUUGAAAGAUGGAAAGCUGGAAAGUGGCAAGGAGGGUCUGGUGGCUCAUAUACGUCUAGUUCUGAAUCUUUGCAACAUGUUGCUACUCUAUUUUUUGUUGGACCAGAUGAUCGUGAGGCAUUGGGAUUCAGUGGAAGACUUGGAAUGCAUCAUCACAUAAACCUCACAAUUAUUAGGUUCCUCCAUACAUCUGCAAGAAUGCAAACUAUGGGCGUCAAUAUUACCCAGAACAAAGAGGAUGUUUUGAUGGCAAUAUCAGAUCACGAGACAGAAAGCAACUUAGACAGCGCUGUCCUGACCGACUUCUACAACAGGUAUGUAACGACAGGUCAAGUGGGAUAUGUAGAGAAGCAAGUGGAAAAUGGUGCCGAUACAUUGUGUGCUCUAAGGGACAUGGCAGACAUGUAUUCAUUGUUCAUCGUUGGAAAAGGUGGUCGAGAUCACUCUAUUUUAACAACAGGUAUGAAUGAUUGGGAAGAAUGCCCUGAGCUUGGUAAAGUAGGGGAUUUGUUAGCUUCUUCAGACUAUGACGAUAGUGGUUCAGUUUUAGUCAUCCAACAACAUAGACCUUCAAAGAAUGCCAACCAUCAAUAGAAAUGACAGAUGCCAAUGAAUGAUUUUUCAGAUGAAUCCCUACUGUCUCAUCUACCAUACAAUGAUCAUCGACAAGCUUCAUGAUAUUGAGAAAUUAUAGUCGGUAAAUCUUUGGAAAGAUCAUAAGCUAAGAACCGUGCACGUUUAUUCAGAUUGCAGUUGAUCAAUCUCUUGGAACAUGCCUCCCAUGGUCCUUAAAAUACAUAGCAUUGCAUGUAUGUGCACCACGAGACACAACCAUUGUAUAAAAUAAUCGACUUUUUGUACUUCUUGGAUUCGCAGAAGAUGUCUAUUUAUUCAUUUAUUUUUAUUUUUUUUUGGUUGAUCUUCACAGGUAGAAUAGUAGAAAGAUCUGUGUAAAGGGACUAGAUCUUGUGUAUGGAUUCUUUCUAGCUUAUAGAAUGAAGAUUAGAUGUGGA
Molecule: messenger RNA, 2798 nt
Organism: Olea europaea var. sylvestris
Lineage: Eukaryota; Viridiplantae; Streptophyta; Magnoliopsida; Lamiales; Oleaceae
Product: cation/H(+) antiporter 1-like
Exons: 6
Coding region: 361-2379 (672 amino acids)
Biological process (GO): proton transmembrane transport; regulation of pH
Cellular component (GO): membrane; endomembrane system
Molecular function (GO): antiporter activity
Source: RefSeq, a predicted model, not a curated record